Centrocercus urophasianus (Greater sage-grouse) is the source of this 1215-nucleotide messenger RNA. RefSeq names its product LIM domain only 3 (gene LMO3). Gene Ontology annotation, molecular function: transcription coactivator activity; DNA-binding transcription factor binding. Gene Ontology annotation, cellular component: nucleus. The transcript has 5 exons. Bases 251 to 688 code for a protein of 145 amino acids. Gene Ontology annotation, biological process: positive regulation of transcription by RNA polymerase II. The record is from RefSeq and is a predicted model, not a curated record. NCBI's taxonomy places the organism in Eukaryota, Metazoa, Chordata, Aves, Galliformes, Phasianidae.
UCGGAAGGGAGCUGCUUCUCUGUGGUCUUCCACAAGAGCUGCCUGGGCUCUGCUGGCUCAGUAAUAACUGAGUGACCUUUUCUUUUGCUGUAUUAUGUCUGGCUGGUAAGGGAUUGCAUUUUGCAGCUGAUAAAGCCCUGACUUCAUUCAACUCGGCUCCUCACACGCUGCUUUAGGAGAAGAGCUACAAAGCAGCCACUGUGCUUAUUGAACUGCCUCCCCUCUAUCGCUUAAUUGAGAAGGUAUACAAAUGCUCUCAGUCCAGCCAGACACCAAGCCGAAAGGUUGUGCUGGCUGCAACCGUAAGAUUAAAGACCGGUAUCUUCUAAAGGCCCUGGACAAAUAUUGGCAUGAAGACUGCUUGAAAUGUGCCUGCUGUGACUGCCGCCUGGGGGAGGUGGGCUCCACUCUGUACACCAAAGCCAACCUUAUCCUUUGUCGCAGAGACUACCUGAGGUUAUUUGGCGUUACAGGAAACUGCGCUGCCUGCAGUAAGCUCAUACCUGCUUUUGAGAUGGUGAUGAGAGCUAAGGACAAUGUUUAUCACCUGGACUGUUUUGCAUGUCAACUUUGUAAUCAGAGAUUUUGCGUUGGAGACAAAUUUUUCCUGAAGAACAACAUGAUUCUGUGCCAGACAGACUAUGAGGAGGGUUUGAUGAAAGAAGGUUAUGCACCCCAGGUUCGCUGAUCUGAUGCCGCACCGUUAAGAAUACAAAGCACUAUGUUCUUUUAUCUUUUUUGCUCAACAUGUAUAUAAGAAAUGACACAGGAACCUACUGAAUAGCGUAGAUAUAGGGAGACAGAAUGGUUGCGUGAAAUAAAAGGCGGACUGCAUCUGUAUGUAGUGAAAAUUGCUCCAGUUCAGAGUUGAAUGUUAAUUAAAAAAGGUACUGUACAUACAGCUGGAUUCUUUUGCUUGCUAUUGGGGUUUUUGGUUUAUUUGUUCGGGCUUUUUGUUUGUUUCUUUUUGUGUCACUUGGCAUGAGAUGUUUAUUUUGGACUAUUGUAUAUAAUGUAUUGUAAUAUUUGAAGCACAAAUGUAAUACAGUUUUAUUGUGUUACCAUUUGUGUUCCUGUUUGCUUCUUUGUAUUGUUGCAUUUAGUACAAUCAGUGUCUAAACUUACUGUAUAUUUAUGCUUUCUGUAUCUAUCAGCUAUUUUAAAUGAGCUGUAUCUUUCUAGUAAAAGGAAUUAAAGAGCAAAUCCCAACCAUUA